AUGCCGCUGUCAAACGACAACAACAAGGGUGUGACUGGUGCAGUGACCACCGUGACAGGGACUCUCGGUGCCGUCGUGGGAGGUGUCUCACGAACUGUUGGAGGCGUCGUGGGAGCAACUGGCCGUGGAGUGGGAGAUACGAUCAACAAUGCCACAGGAACCAAAGCCGUUGGCGAUGGACUCCAAGGCGUAACCAACGGCAUCGAAGACGGAGCAGCCAACGUUGCCCACGGCGUGGAAGACGGCAGCAGAGGCAAGAAAGUCUGGUAA
Zasmidium cellare ATCC 36951 is the source of this 270-nucleotide messenger RNA. RefSeq lists its product as uncharacterized. The transcript has 3 exons. The coding region runs from base 1 to 270 and encodes 89 amino acids. The record is from RefSeq and is a predicted model, not a curated record. Lineage: Eukaryota; Fungi; Ascomycota; Dothideomycetes; Mycosphaerellales; Mycosphaerellaceae.